CUACGGAGCGAGCCAGCGCGCACAGAACAGCAACUUCGCUAACAGAUCGAUGCGCAGACUCACCACUCACACACAGAGUGCCUGAGCUGGGAGCUAGCUCACCUUGGCUUAGUUCCUCUUUCCACAUACCUACCAUUACCAUGGGUGGAUGCCUCGCUUCGCCACCGAGCACGCCGGGCCAGGAAGAGGCAGGCGAGGCGUUUCCGUCGUCGAGGUCGGCCAGGUGCGUCGCUUUCCAGUCGCAGCAGCAAGACGUCAAGCGCCCGUACCUGCGUUACGACGCGCAGGGUGGCGCCGCCAGCGGCAGCCGGCCGCUCCGGCUCAACGGCGAGGGCGUCGCGAGCCCGUACACCAGGUUCUACUUGGAGCCAGCAUCCAGGGAGCACCACGGGCUCGUGCACAUCAGGUGCUGCUACGACAGCAGGUACUGGGCGGCGCAGCAGCGCGCGCACGACGGCAGCUGGGUCGUCGGCACCGCCGACGAAGUGGAGGAGGACCUGUCCAGGCCGACGUGCACGCUGUUUAGGACCAUGCGCGUCCACCCUUCAGGCUCCAUCAGGCUCCUGCACGUCCAUCUGGAGAAGUACUUGUGCUUGCCCUCUAGCGCUGAGUCUGACACUAUGAUCGAGCUGCAGGCUGUCAAUCCCUCCUUGCAUAAAGGAGACGAACAAGAUGCCCCCACAGUAUGCACCUUCACUGUCCAUGAUCUGUCGGAGCAAUUUGUACUACCUAGAUACCUUGCCUUCAUAGGCGACAACGACAAAUACCUCCGCACGCGGACCAUGGAGCGCCACCAAUACCUCGAGUUUUCAGGGCACGACGUCAGAGACGAAGCCGUCCUCAACACCGUCCACACCAACGACGACGGGACCUUCCGUGUGAGAUCGAACUUCGUGGGCAAGUUCUGGAGGCGCAGCCCGAAUUGGAUCUGGGCCGACUCCGACGGCGACGCCACCGACAGCAGUGGCGACACACUGUUCAGGGUGAUCAGAUUAUCAGGAGCCGGAGGCUUCCUCGCGCUCCAGAAUCUGGGCAACAACUACUUCUGCAAGAGGCUAACCACCGAGGGCAAGAGGAACUGCCUCAACGCCGGCACUCCGACCGUCACCGCCGACGCAAGAUUACGGCUACAAGAAACCGUUGUUUCCCGUGAAAUUUGCAACGUCGAGUUUGACUUGUCCAAUUCAAGGAUCUACGGCAGGAGUAGCGUCUCCAUGACUGCCGCCUCCGCCCUCAACGGCACCACGUCAAACAACACGGCUGAACUAGCCCUGGAGUACACAGACCCGGAGAAGAGGAUGAUGACCUGGGGCUCCAGUGUCACGUUGAAGUCUAACAGCGUCGCAACCUCGAUUUGCGCAGGGAUUCCGGUGAUCGUAGCAGAUGGGAGCGUUGAGGUUUCGUCUCCAUUCAGCAGAUCAUGCAGCUGGGGAUUGCCUGUCCCGAAGGAGACAGUGCAGAAGGUCUCCUACGAAGUCACCGUGCCUCCGAAGACGAGGGUGACAGUGGCCUCGACAGCGACAAGGGCUUCUUGCGAAGUCCCCUUCUCCUAUACUCAGAGAGACACCCUGUUUGACGGGCGGCAAGUCACGUACGACAUGGACGAUGGCCUCUACACCGGUGUCGAUUGCUACGAUUUUAAGCAUGUGACCAGCGAAGAAAAAUAUGAGCCACAUGCAUCGUGAUGCUAUUAUUUCGUCUAUAUAUAUUGUGGGUGCGCCAUACUUUUGUUAAAUUAUGCGAUUUUCCAUGUAAAAGGGACAAAAUAUUAUUUCUGUCAAUGUAUUAGACUUGAUG
Phragmites australis (common reed) is the source of this 1797-nucleotide messenger RNA. RefSeq lists its product as uncharacterized. The record is from RefSeq and is a predicted model, not a curated record. NCBI's taxonomy places the organism in Eukaryota, Viridiplantae, Streptophyta, Magnoliopsida, Poales, Poaceae. The coding region runs from base 141 to 1685 and encodes 514 amino acids. The transcript has 2 exons.